This is a messenger RNA of Lolium perenne, 1707 nucleotides long. The record is from RefSeq and is a predicted model, not a curated record. NCBI's taxonomy places the organism in Eukaryota, Viridiplantae, Streptophyta, Magnoliopsida, Poales, Poaceae.
AUGUCUACCGAAGAGUAUCUUUCUGAAUCUACCAGGGAAGAGACCUCAGCCGACCAGAUCUCCAACGGGCUCGAGGCUGAACUCGCCCAGAUGGAUGCUUCGUCAUACGCUCGGGAAGCCGGUACUGGAAGGGGCCAGGAGGCCAGCAGCUCCGGCCAAGGUUCCGGUAUGAACUUGGCCACGCCUACCCGCGGCACCUGGAAGGGCACGGACGUGAAGCAGCCGGAGAUCGACGGGCUGUACUGCUCCCACAGGAUACCUGUAGAGGCCUGCGAGCGCUUUCCUCGCAUUGCCGCGGUGGCACGAGGCCCUUGCCGCAAGCGCCCCCUGGACGAGGUGGACCCGGAUCCUUACGUGGUCGGGAACAAACACAAGAUGGGCAGGACCCAUACCUCGCGCCCCGAUCUCCCCUCAGGCAGCACCAACCCACAGGUCGUGGAGCACGCUGUACCGCUGGACGCAGAGGUUGGCCAGGAGUUCCUGGACAAACUUGCCUCGCACGGGCGCAAGAACAAGGCUCCGGCCUCCGAGGCCGGCACGAGCGAGGAUCCGCCCGCCAAGCGCUCCAAGCAGGGCGACGCCGGCAAAAAGGGCUCCGUCAAGCGCUACGGGUCUCGAAUGCCGGUUGCCUCCGGGCCCGCGCUGAGCCUCACCCAGAGCGCACCGGGCAUGAGUGCGGGGCGCACGGCCCCAGAACCUCCAAAUCACCGCGCGGAGGAGGAUCUACCUUCCCCUCCAGAAGCAGAAGACACCGGCGCCAGCAACACCGGCGCCGGCACUGAAGAAGCCGGGAGAGCAGAACCUCUGGUUCCCUCUCCACACAAGAAGAAGAAGAAGGCGACUGCCUCCCCCACCAAGAUCUUGCCGGAGCCUUCCGCUCCGGCAGCCUCUCCUCCGGCUAAGGGCACGCCGGAAGCCGCUGCAGCCUCCAAGGAAGCAGCACCAACUCCCCCGGCGGCUCCUACCGGAAAACCUGCUGCCGCCAAGCCAACUCCUCCAGAGGGCGCCAAGCUCACCGCCCAGCAACUUGCUGUGGUGGUGACCGCAGCGACCUCUCCAUCAUCCGGCUCGCUGUCCAUUGUGCUGCACGCCGGACGCGCCUCCGUUGCGGCCGGUGAGACGGCCUCAGCUCAGCUGGGCCGGAUUAUGGAGCUCAACCGCGGAGGUGCCGACAUGGGGCAUCUGCUUGAUUAUGCUAAAAAGUGGAAUCAGGCGGAUAUGUCCCCAGCGACCCGCAGCCUGGGUAAGGACAAGCUACCAGUGAUCGACCCGGCCGGCCCUCGGAGCACUGGGCAACACUUCAGCCGACUCCGGCGCGCGGUCAGAGAGUUUGAUACCGCGUGGCAUGAUGCCAACGCCAACGUGGUGUUUAUAGCUGAAAAGGAGCAGCUUGCCCAGGAGCACCACAAAGCUCUGGAUGCCCAGAAGACUCUCUCCUCCGGGCUGAAGGAUCAGCUCAUGGAGGCUGAACUCCGGCAUUCGCGGGAGCUCAAGGAGGCCCAGGCUGCGGCUGAGGCCAAGUUGGAUGAAUCUCUGAAGGAGUUCACCAACUCCAGCGCGGUGAUGCGGGCGGAGCUGGAGGAGGAGACCCGGGCGCGGAAAGAGGCGCAAGACCGGAUCACCACCCUCACCACAGAUCAAGCUGAGUAUGACCGGCUGGUCAUGCAGGCUGAUGCGCUGGCCUUCAAGCUCUUCCCAGAUUCGUAG